CUCUAUCCCUCACUGCUGUAAUUGUUGGUUUCUCUAUUUACAUGUGAAGACAUGUCAGGUAAAAGAAGGUCAUGAGAGAGACUUACAGGGAGAAAGAGAUACCUUUUUUCCUUUCUCAGUGUGGAGUAAUCUUCAAAACCCGGCCUUUCCAGCAAUACCCAGUUGCCAUAGCCUUCGCACUUAACCUUUUUUUUGUUCCCUUCUCUAUUUAACCUGUCAUUUUCUUGAGAAAUGCAUCUGUGUAGACCAUACCCAGAUCAAAUCAAGGCUUGAAUUGCUGAUUUUGAAGUGUUUCUGAGAUGGGUUUCUGAGAUGCAAAAUUGGGCUCAAGUGUUUGUCGAAAGACCUGGGUGGGAUUUUUUACUGCAAGUGAAUUGGAGUUCUUUGUAAUAAAAAUGAGAGAUUUUCCGUCUUGCUUUGGUGAAAAUGGUGUGCAAGUGGCUGAUUCUUCAUCUUCAAAUACUAGUAAAAAUGCGCAGAAUUGGGUUACUUGCGUGUAUCAAUGUAGAAUUCGAGGUCGCUCUUGCUUGAUCACAAUUACGUGGAGUAAGAAUUUGAUGGGUCAAGGCCUAAGUAUAGGGAUGGAUGAUUCUGCUAAUCAAUGUUUAUGCAAAGUUGAUAUUAAACCGUGGUUAUUCUCCAAAAGAAAAGGGUCAAAGAGUUUAGAAGCAUAUUCUUGUAAAAUUGACAUUUAUUGGGACCUUUCAUCUGCUAAAUUUGGAUUUGGUCCUGAACCCUUGGAGGGAUUUUAUGUGGGUGUUGUUGUUGAUGGGCAAAUGGUUCUCCUUCUGGGGGAUAUGACAAAAGAAGCUUUCAAGAAAACUAGUGCCUCUCUCAUUCCUUCUAAUGCUGUUUUAGUUUCCAAGAGAGAACACGUGUUUGGCAAGAAGGUGUUUAGCACCAGGGCUCAGUUUUGUGACAAUGGGCCAAUUCAUGAUCUUGUGAUUGAAUGUGACACGAUUGGUAUCAGUGAUCCGUUUCUUGUGGUUCGUGUGGACUGUAAGACUGUGAUGCAAGUGAAACGGUUGCGGUGGAAGUUCCGAGGGAAUCAUACCAUAUUGGUUGAUGGGUUGGCUGUAGAAGUCCUUUGGGAUGUUCAUAAUUGGCUCUUCGGCACAUCUGUUGGCAAUGCUGUUUUUAUGUUCAAGACAUGCCUCUCAGCUGAGAAGUUAUGGUCAAGCCAACCCCAUACAGAUCCAAAUGUGUUGCCAUGGUCGUUCUCACAGAGAGUUCUGGAUUCCAAAUCACAAAAUCUUGGUUUUUCGCUGAUUUUAUAUGCUUGGAAGAAUGAGUAGACUCAGAAACUUUUCUUUGAGUGCUAACAGAACCAUUAGGACUUGUGAUUUUAUUGAUUAUGUGAUUGAUUACACUUAAUUUGAUUAAACAGUUUUUCUCUUCUUUUUUGUCCUCCUGAGUUGAGCAAUUGUAUUGAUACAAUUUCAUGUUUCAGUUGGCUGUAUAUCUUUACCAAAAUGUUCCCUUUCUUUUUUCUAUAUCUUCUUCUGUUACAAUCCAGUAUCAACAGAAUGCUUAAUUUCAUGGUUGAAAUUUUUUUUUA
Molecule: messenger RNA, 1558 nt
Organism: Manihot esculenta (cassava)
Lineage: Eukaryota; Viridiplantae; Streptophyta; Magnoliopsida; Malpighiales; Euphorbiaceae
Exons: 3
Coding region: 396-1295 (299 amino acids)
Source: RefSeq, a predicted model, not a curated record